This is a messenger RNA of Fusarium coffeatum, 5484 nucleotides long. RefSeq lists its product as uncharacterized. The transcript is spliced from 2 exons. Gene Ontology annotation, molecular function: phosphatidylinositol binding; catalytic activity. Gene Ontology annotation, biological process: cell motility. The record is from RefSeq and is a predicted model, not a curated record. Lineage: Eukaryota; Fungi; Ascomycota; Sordariomycetes; Hypocreales; Nectriaceae. Bases 1 to 5484 code for a protein of 1827 amino acids.
AUGACACAACAUCGACAAGACGGGGACGUCUCUCCUAUGGAUGUCAGUCCUCGCACAGUAUCCCCAUCGAAUUCAAACUUUCAACUCGCUCCUGCUCCGCCGUCUAAAGGAAAAGCCGAUGCUCUUCUGUCUCCUGUCGAUGCGAAAGACACAAGCUCCCCCGGAGCCUUCGAUUCCACUUCAGAGAUACAACAAACCUCAAAUAUCUUGCCACAAGGCCGUGACCUUGGGUCUUCAUCGACUAUACCGAAGUCUACCCCAGCUUCAACCAAGUCGCUCAAAGACCAUGGCAUAAAUGAUCGAGACUUCGGCCAUGAAGGACAAGAUCACAGCCAGGCCCCUCCUAGACCAAGUAUACAGCUCACCACUGCUGAUGGCGUCGAUACUCCCGUCGAAACUCCCCCUGCAGUCAUUCGAGGUAACUCGUGGGAAGAGCCAGACACACCGGGCAAAUCCCGUGGCGCCUCUCUGAUGUCCAAACUCAAGGCGCUUACCAACAACAGUGGUCUCCCAACUCCCAAAUCGCCGACGGUUGCUGGCCCUUCAAAUCAAGGUAUUCAGUCAAGCGUCAAUUCUCCGACGCGGCCCAAUCGCGGUGUUCCUGGAACUUUGACAGAGGAGGACACGGACGCUGAUGCUGAUGCGGAGGAGACCGCUGAUGAAGGGACUCCUGAGGAUGGCAAAUCUAAAAAGAAAAAACAAAAGAGGAUGAUGCGCCGCACGAAGAAGGCGAACGCUUCGACGCCCGGAACCCCAAGACGAUUUGCAGCUGACACCGACGUGCUGGACACCUUCGACCAGCUGGUUAAACGACGUGCAAGCAUGCCCGAUGCAGCCCCUGAAUACGGCGUCUCUGAAGGCGAAGGCCGGGAUCGCUUGGGGAUGUCCUUCCGCCGAGGAAACUCUUGGAUGACGUCCGCCAUGCGGACUCCUGGCGAGGAAGGCGACGAGGUCGAAAGUCCCGGAGCUGUUGGACGUCGAACAGGGCAUGUUCGUCGAAUCACUGUAUUUGGUGGCGGCGGUGUUUCUGACGGCGAUGCCAUGACUCCCCGGCGUCCCUUUUUCACAUCUGAGCGAGCGUCUACCUUUGGCGCUCAAAAGUGGAAGCAGGUCAAAAAUACACUCAAACUAUUAAGGCAGAAGAAAGAAGAUCGCUUCGACUACUUCAAAUCGGCCGAACUGAUGGCUGAGCUGCGAGCUGGUGCUCCUGCUGUUCUGAUGCUCGCUAGCAUGAUCCAGAGGGAUGAACAUGGGAACAAGAGAAUCCCAGUCCUCCUCGAACAGCUCAAGCUCCGUAUCACUGAUAGCUCUCCUAUGGAAGAUGACGAUAGAGAUCGGCACUGGCUGUUCACCAUAGAGCUUGAAUAUGGAAGCGGACCUAGCAGAAUGAGCUGGAUCGUUAGUCGAACUCUGAGAGAUAUCUACAAUCUACAUCUGCGGUACAAGUUUGCUAUCAACAACGAGAAGUACAUGCCUGGACGUAUGGACUUGGGCGGUAGACCAAAACAACCCAAAUUUCCCUACUCGGCCUUUCCUUAUCUCCGUGGUGCUCGGAAGAAGGGCGAAGAGAGCGACGACGAAGAUCAAGCCAGUAUUCGUGGGGAGGAGACCGCCGGUGAAGGUACAGCCGCCGAAGGGGGAGGCAACGGCGUCUUUAGCGAUCCCGAAACUCUCAAUGGCCUCCCGCGAAGGAAAUCCCGCAACUUCUUGGGCAUGGGCCCUAGACGCAGAUCAACAGGCAUUACCGACCCUGGCGAAAUGUCAAAUACUGAGGGCCCAGGAAUGCCUGCCAUGGAUAUGGCAACCAGGAGACAGCGUUACGUGGAAAAGCAACGACGCAUUUUGGAGAAGUAUCUCUCCGAGAUGAUAAGAUGGCUCAUGUUUAGGGCUGACAGUAACCGACUUUGCCGCUUCCUCGAACUGUCUGCUCUCGGUGUUCGACUUGCAGCCGAAGGCAGUUAUCAUGGGAAGGAGUGUUAUCUCCACAUUCAACCUUCGAAGGGCCUUGACUUCCGUCGCGCAUUAACGCCUGCCAAGGUUGUGUCUCGUCGGAGCCGAAAAUGGUUCCUCGUACGACAAAGCUACAUUGUGUGCGUAGAAUCUCCUGAGAACAUGAACAUUUUUGAUGUAUACCUGGUCGAUGCCAAGUUCAGCAUCUCUUCAAAGAGAGGCAAGGCCCAAGCAAUCAGUUCCCAAGAGAAGAAGGCCGAAAUCGACUUGACUGUGGAGGCACCCCCCGACAAGCAUCACACCAUGACUCUGCGUUCGUCCGAACGCAAGAUCCGCCUCUUCUCUCGCAACCAGUCUGUCAUGAAGCAGUUCGAAGACUCGAUUAAUCAGAUGCUUAAGCAGACGCCCUGGUAUGAAGAAAAGCGCUUCGAUAGCUUUGCUCCGGUGCGAACCAACGUGUUUGCUCAAUGGCUUGUCGACGGUCGCGACUACAUGUGGAACGUCUCCAGGGCCAUCAACAUGGCUCGCGAUGUCAUCUACAUUCAUGAUUGGUGGCUAAGUCCUGAGCUGUAUAUGCGACGACCAGCAGCUAUCAGCCAAAAAUGGCGACUGGACAGACUUCUUCAGAAGAAGGCCAGAGAAGGCGUUAAGGUCUUUGUCAUCGUUUACCGAAACGUCGAGGCCGCCAUUCCGAUCGACUCGGAAUACACCAAAUUCUCCCUCUUGAAUCUUCAUCCCAAUAUCUUCGUUCAAAGAUCUCCUAACCAGUUCAAGAAAAACCAAUUCUUCUUCGCCCAUCACGAGAAGAUUUGUAUUGUGGACCAUGAUGUAGCCUUUGUUGGAGGCAUUGAUCUCUGCUUUGGCCGUUGGGACUGCCCUCAACACCCUAUCGUUGACGAUAAGCCAACAGGUUUCGAGAUGUCGGAGACGCCAAAGGAUGCAGAGCACUGCCAGCUAUUCCCUGGUAAAGAUUACUCAAACCCUCGUGUACAAGACUUUUUCAGGCUCAAUGAGCCAUAUGAGGAGAUGUAUGAUCGAACCAAGGUACCUCGAAUGCCUUGGCAUGAUGUAGCCAUGCAAGUCGUUGGCCAGCCUGCAAGAGACCUGACGCGCCACUUUGUUCAGCGUUGGAACUACUUACGUCGAGGGCGCAAGCCUACUCGACCCUUGCCCUUUCUGCUUCCGCCCCCGGAUGCCAACAUCGAUGAGCUGAAAGAGCUUGGGCUCACUGGAACAUGCGAAGUUCAAAUUCUCCGAUCCGCCAGCACAUGGUCACUAGGUAUUGAGCAGACUGAGCACAGCAUCCAGAAUGCCUACAUCAAGAUGAUCGAGGAGUCGGAUCACUUUGUCUACAUGGAGAACCAAUUCUUCAUCACGAGUACUGAAGCCUACAACACACGAAUCGUUAACCGUAUCGGUGACGCCCUGGUUGAACGUAUCAUCCGAGCUCAUGAGAAUGAUGAAGACUGGCGCUGUGCCAUUGUUAUCCCUCUGAUGCCUGGCUUCCAGAACACGGUCGAUGAACAGGAGGGUACAAGUGUUCGCCUGAUUCUCAUGUGCCAGUAUGCAAGUAUCUGCCGAGGCGAGCAGUCUAUCUUUGGCCGGCUCAAGGCUGCUGAUAUUGAGCCAGAGGACUACAUCAGCUUCUACUCGCUCCGUCAAUGGGGCAUCAUGAGCAACGAUGUUCUUGUCACUGAGCAGCUCUAUAUCCACGCCAAGACGAUCAUUGUCGAUGAUCGAGUUGCUCUCAUCGGUUCGGCCAAUAUCAACGAGCGAUCAAUGCUGGGUAGUCGCGAUUCAGAGUGUGCUGCGAUUGUUCGAGACACUGACAUGAUCAACUCGACAAUGGCUGGGAAACCCUACAAGGUCGGCCGCUUUGCCCAUACACUGCGUCUUCGACUGAUGCGAGAACACUUGGGUCUGGAUGUUGACGAAAUCCUGGAGGAAGAACGACAGGAAGAACUUGACCGUCAAGAUUUUGAGAAAGAGAUGGAGGCUAUCUACGAAGAGGAAAAUAGCGGCCCCUCUGACCCCUUAAAACUAUCUGCCACCCGUCCUGAACCCCCUCGCAUUCCCAGCAUCAACCAUGACCUUGACGCUGCCGUUGAAGUUGAAGAGAGUAGCAGCAGCAGCAGCAGCAGCAGCAGCCAUGGCAGCCCCGCAGAAGCAGAAGGCACAGUCAUUCAUGGACCAGAGAACAAAGUGAAGCAUGAGCUGGACGUGACGGGUUAUGGUCCCGAUCGCUGGAAGAGUGCUGAAAAGUCCGGCCUUGACGCAGGCCGUGACUCAGUGAUCAUCAAUGGCAGGGAAAUUCUUGUUAACAAUAUCAGCAACGAAGGCAAAGGAACAUUGAAAUCGCCCAUGGAAGCUCAGCCACAUGCUCCCCAACCCGAUAACAGAUACAUCGACCCUGGAAAUCAUAACGACGGCCUCCCACCUAUGCCUGCCUUGAAUCGCCGUACCACAGAUCAGCUUGGCCUCCCUCGUCCUGCACAACUGCCAUCUUUGCCGAUAAGUGAUGACACUGAUAUCGGUGGCCCUCCAUUGUACAUCGACCCUGAAACGGGCAAGCCAGUCAAUGGUGUUUUCCACCCUAUGGCCGCAGAUAUCCAACUGGCUCAUAUCGAUAAGAACUGCAUGAUCGAUCCGGUCAACCCCAAUUUCUUUGACGAAAUCUGGAACCGUGCUGCUCAAAACAAUACCAAGCUUUAUCGCCGGGUGUUCCGCUGCAUGCCUGACUCGGAAGUCAGCACCUGGGCCGAGUAUAACGCGUACACAUCGUAUGGUGAGAGGUUCCGUAAGAGCAUGGAACCCGGUCAAUCUAGGGGUGAAGAUUCCGAGUUUCCACCUUCUUCGAGACAUCGUAACUCAACAGCUGGUGGUGCAGGUGUUAGUGCACCAGGUCCCGAGGUGAUAGCCAAGGCUGCCGAGACAGAGGCGGAGAAGGCUUUAGGAAAAAUGACUGAGAAGAUGCCCAUUGGUGGGCACCAUGACGAAGAUAGAAUCAAGAUUGUCAUCCCUGAUGAGGGAGAUGGUGGCCUUGAUGAGAAGAAGGCAAUGAAAGACGGCGAGGCUGUCCCAUCGCGACCGAACACUGGACUGGAUACUGAGAGCGCCGUCGACACCCAGCAUCCAGCCGAGGCACCGUCCCCUGUCUAUGCCCCUGGUGACACCCCUUUCCCAGCUUUUGAUGGGGGGAAUAGUGGAAGAUUCUUAGAGCCUCAAGCAGGCACCAAGGAUCGAGAAAGGCGGACUACUUUCUCCACCCUCGAGAAACCAUCUUCAAGGGACACCAACGCUCCCCCACCGGGACAAAUUGGCUCAGUGAAGCGCAGGCGCCGCGCAACCACUAAGAACAGUCGACGCGGUUUCAGCAUAGACGAUAUGCCAAACCGAGGGCAGGCCGAAGAGCUUCUGAACAUGGUACAGGGAAACAUCGUCCAAUUUCCAUACGACUGGCUCCUUACUGAAGAGCAAAAUGGAAAUUGGGGCUACCAGGUAGAUGGCGUUGCCCCCUUGGCUAUCUACAACUAA